AUGGAUUACAACUACUAUUAUCAUAAUCAUUCUUAUUUACCAAAUGUACCGUAUCCAAACUAUCCAAUGUCAAAUUCGUAUUGUCAAACUGAAUCAACUCCGUUUUAUGUAAUAAAUGAUUCUCUUCAAUUUUAUUCAUCGAAUCCUUCUCCACCUUCAUUAGAUACAUCCCAGCUGAACGACUCAUAUUUAUCGAUGUCAGAGUUUCAUUAUCCUACUCAAACAAUUCUAUCCAACACACAAUCGUUUUGUAAUAAUCCAGUAUGGCCGUUUCCUUCUUCAACAAGCUGCGUACAACCAGUUCCAUCUUGUAUUCCAUAUUCUACGUCAGCAUCAUUCAUAUCGCCACAAUUUUCGAGAAGAUCAAGCGAAAGCGAACAGAGUAAAUCACUUCAACUUCGAACUCAAAAACGUUUUAAAGAAAGUGAUCGACAAAUACUCUAUGCAAGUUACAGUCAAGAACCACAUCCUAGUUUAGCAGCUUAUCAACAGAUUGCCAAACAACUCAAUGUUCAAGUUGAUCGUGUUCAGCAAUGGUUCAAAAAUCGACGUUAUACCGACAAAAAGAAGCGUUCAGAUAGAACAAAAGUGGGAAAUAACAACAGAACAAAUAAAGACAAAGAAUCCUGA
Molecule: messenger RNA, 630 nt
Organism: Didymodactylos carnosus
Lineage: Eukaryota; Metazoa; Rotifera; Eurotatoria; Philodinida; Philodinidae
Source: the annotation of a GenBank genome assembly